Molecule: messenger RNA, 4074 nt
Organism: Oncorhynchus keta (chum salmon)
Lineage: Eukaryota; Metazoa; Chordata; Actinopteri; Salmoniformes; Salmonidae
Product: protein disulfide-isomerase TMX3
Exons: 16
Coding region: 124-1512 (462 amino acids)
Biological process (GO): peptidyl-cysteine oxidation
Cellular component (GO): endoplasmic reticulum
Molecular function (GO): protein disulfide isomerase activity
Source: RefSeq, a predicted model, not a curated record
GCGACCUUGUUGCUCAACAAUCUAAGCGCAGCAGACAAACGGCAGCGGAGAAACCGAACCGGAUCAGUGCUUCACUAGUGAAAUCGCUGAUUGAUCAUUUAUUGGAUAAAUCAUUGCGUGAAAAUGAUGGAAAAUAAAAAGUUUGUCGUCUUGUGUACAGUUUCUUUGACGUUUUUGUUGAGUAUAGCUUCGGUUUCAGCCUUCGUUGAAGAGCUCGAUGACACGUUUAAAGACACACGAAUGCCUGAUGAGAUAUGGCUUAUACAAUUCUACGCACCCUGGUGUACCUUUUGCAAGCAGCUGGACCCAGUGUGGUAUGAAAUCGGGGCUGAGCUGAAAAGUAUGGGGUCUCCAGUCAACGUGGGCAAGGUGGACGCCACAGCCCACACCAAUUUGGCAAAAGAGUUUCGAGUUGGAGGCUAUCCCGCUAUAAAGUUGUUGAAGGAUGACUUGAAAUACAACUACAGAGGUCCUAGAACCAAGGAUGGCAUAAUGGAGUUUGCAGACAGAGUAUCUGGUCCCUUAUACACUCUCUCUCCAUCUCUCUCCCCAUCCCUCCUUUGUUUUAGACCUGUGGUGAGAGCACUGCCAAGUCAGCAGUUAUUUCAGAAUGUUAUGAGUAGACAUGAUGUUCUCUUUGUAUACGUUGGUGGACCGUCCGACUUGAAGGAGAAGUACAUAUCUGUGGCCAAGGAACUGAUUGUGCAUACUUACUUCUUCUCUGCUGCAAGGAACAUUUUACCCAAGGCAGUUACUCUCCAGGAAUACCCGGCUGUGGCAGUGUUCAAGGAUGGAACUUACUUCCUUUAUGAUGAACAACAUGAUGGGGACCUCGCAUCCUGGAUCAAUAGUGAACGAUUCCUUAAUUACCUCCAGAUUGACAGCUACACUUUGUAUGAAAUGGGAGAUACAAGCAAACUGGUGGCUCUGGCUAUAGUGGAUGAGAGAAACCCCACUGAGGAGAGCAUCCGUUACAAGACCAUGGUGGAAAGAGUGGCGACUGAAUACAAGGACCUCUAUAGCAAAGAAUUCCAGUUUGGUCACAUGGACGGAAACGAGUACAUCAAUGGCCUCAUCAUGGAAGAACUGGCCAUGCCCUCUAUUAUCGUGCUCAACGUGUCUAACGAUGGAUAUUUCCUACCGCCCAACAAAGUGGAGACAAAGGAACAGCUGGUGAAGUUCAUCGAUGGAGUGUCGAAGGGCCGGAUUAAAUCCCAGGGAGGGAAUGGAUACUAUCAAUGCUUUAUAAGGAUUGCGUUCAACACCAAAACGACUGUUACAAAUAUAUUUACCAAUGCGCCCCUUUUGGGCGCCUUCCUCGUCGUUGUUUUCUGCGGCGGCGGAAGUGCCUUGUGUUACGGCCUAUGCAUGGCCUGGCGCUCAAUGAGAAACACAGAGGACGAGGAACCAAUAACCGGGGAGAGGGUGGAGCCAAAGCAGCUCAAAGGUCCUGAGGAAGACAAGAAGACUGAGAUGAAAGCGAAGAAUCCGGCAGAGAAGAAGGCCGAUUAAGUAUGAAGUGGUAUGAAGUAUGAUGUUUUUUUUUUUAUAGAAAUGCCCUCGUGGCCAUGUCACCCUCAUAAAAUACGUAUGUAUUCUGACCUCAAUAGGACUUCCUGGAUAAAUGAAGGUUAAAUAGAAAAUAAACUAUAUAAGAAAAUGGGAUAGGUUUAAAUAAGCAAUAUGGUAAUAACUUUAAUUGCCUUCCUAUAGACUGGGUGGUGUUUUCGCCAUAUUGCUUCAACGUACCCUAGGGAGGAGGUACUUGGGGUCAAUUGGCGAUUCAGGGUGAGUAGUUAUCCUGAGUAUGUUCAGCGAUACUUGAAUUUCUACGUCAUGAAUCAUUUUCUAAGAAAUUAUUGGGGUUUUGUUGCAUCACUCCAAACUCUUUUAUUUGAUUUGGACUUUUUUAUCAUAUAUAUUUUUAUUUGUGGUCCUUCUGUAGCUCAGUUGGUAGAGCAUGGCCCUUGUAACGCCAGGGUAGUGGGUUCGAUUCCCGGGACCACCCAUACGUAGAAUGUAUGCACACAUGACUGUAAGUCGCUUUGGAUAAAAGCGUCUGCUAAAUGGCAUAUAUUAUUAUUAUUAUUAUUAUUUGAAACAUUCAUUAAUGAAUUAAUGUCAAUUCAAUGUUGUUGAAGACAUAUAUAUAUAAACCGGAAAUGUCUUCACAGUGGGUUACAGAAGACGAUUACAGUGAACAUUUUCUAUUUUAUCCCAUUUUCUUAUAUCUACAAGAGGGGUGAAGGGGUAGGGGUUUAUUUUAGUUUAUUUUUUAUUUAACCUUUAUUUAUCCAGGAAGUCCUAUUGAGGUCAGAAUACAUUUUGUUCCACUGUGGUGUUAGUUUUUUUAGCACCAUCAAUAAACCCAGCAAACAAUUCUAGGUAGAGAACAUUUUUGUAAUGUUACCUGUAAUGUUCUCCUGAUUGUAUCCAGUUCUGUGCCCACUUUUCUGUUAGUUAGGGGAACAUUCUAUGUAUGCUAGCAAAAGUUCCUGAGAACCUAUUUAGUUUUGGCGUUACAGAUUAAAUGCGAUGCCAUGUUCUCAGAAAAUCCUAUAUUAAAGAACAAUUUCACCACUUUUCAACUUAAUUUUAAUUAUCUAGCACGAUACCAGCGACUACAUAUGUGAACAAGGAGCAUUUCUAAAUUUUGUAGAAAGAAAUAUAAAGUCAACAAGUUCUACACGAUAAUAUCAUCAAAACAGUGAUUUUCAAACACUAUGAAAUUCGCAGUGAUGUGGGGAGCAAGAAAAUAUUGUCUAGAAACUCGUUGCAAGUUAACCACUUUUAAUUUUUUAAGCGUUUUUUUAACGUCCUUUUCUUUUUAACCACAGAUCAUAGAAAUGUGCAGUUUUCGUAUUACGUAGACACUGGUAUGGUGCUGGACAUAAUGAAUAUGAGGUUGAAAGUGGUGGAAUUGCCCUUUAAUGUUCUAGACACAUUUCAUUGGAACUUUCCCAAGUCCAGUUUUCUGAGGGCUAGGAGAAUAUUCCAUCAAGUCCCACCAAACAUACACAGAACAUGGUUGCCAUGACUGUUCUCAGAAUAUAGAUAUUAAUCCAGGCCACCAAAGCUUUUAAUUGAGUGGCCCAAAGGUACUUUUUUUAAUUGGGUAAACCCAGGCCACCAAAGCUUUUAAUUGGGUAAACCCAGGCCACCAAAGCUUUUAAUUGGGUAAACCCAGGCCACCAAAGCUUUUAAUUGGGUAAACCCAGGCCACCAAAGCUUUUAAUUGGGUAAACCCAGGCCACCAAAGCUUUUAAUUGGGUAAACCCAGGCCACCAAAGCUUUUAAUUGGGUAAACCCAGGCCACCAAAGCUUUUAAUUGGGUAAACCCAGGCCACCUUUGUCUUUGGGUUUAAAAAAGAAAAGCACUGAGUCUCGCUCUAGGUCUCUUGUUUUGCCAUAUGAAUUUGGAAAUAAGCUUAUGAAACAGCUUGAAGGUAGACACAGGGACUAGAAUGGGUAAUGCAUGAGCAACAUAUUCAUUCUUACCAUUUCCACCCUACCAAUUAAAGAAAGUGGCAGAUCUUCCCAAGUCUGUCUUAAUCUGUGAGAUCAGUUUAGUAUCGUUUCCUGAGUAAAGCUGUGAUGCGCAGGGUGUUAAAAAUAAUACGCAAAUAUCUAAACCCUUGUCUAGACCAAUGAAAGGACACAUCUUUAUUCAACUGAGAGGGCCAAUUUCCCGAAAUCAUCAUAGCUUCUGACUUUGCUUCACUGACUUUAUACCUAGGCUGUUCUUCAAAGCACCUCAAACCGUGUAACAGUUUAGGGAUAGGGGAUAAAGGGAUUUUUUUAAAUACAGCAAAAUAUCAUAUGCAAAGAGGGAUAUCUUGUGUGUCACACCUUCAUCCACUAUACCUUAAAUUUGUGGGUUCAUCAUCAUUUCUGCCAGUGGCUCAAUAUUUAGAGAAAAUUAUGCUAGUUUCUCUUUUCAGGCUGAAGAAUUGUGAGCUGUAACCUUUGAAUGGGCUGAAUCCCAUACUCAAUGGUGUUUGUUUUAGGUAUAACCAAUCAACUAUAAUGCACUAUAUCCAUUUAAGCUGAGAUGUAUUAAAUGUUUGUUGUCUA